AUGGACUUCAAUAAGUCGAGGGCAAGCGGGCAUUUCGCAGCUGUCCUAGAAUGGGGGAUAGCAAAUUCCUCAAAAACUGCGUUAGAGAUUUACAAAUACGGCUCCAUCUUCGACGCAUCCUACAACUGCAGUUCAGUCAGCUUCAAUCCUGCAUAUCCCAUGGCGAUGCCCUUUUUGCAGUGUGUUUGCAGCCCGGGCUUCUCUGGUGACCCCUAUAUAAAAGAUGGAUGCACAGAUAGCAAAUAUAUAAGUCCGGCCUACUCCCCCAAACCCGACCUUCCUGCAAAAAGUCCGACCUCCUCCGCCAAACCCGACCUUCCUGCAAAAAGUCGGACCUCCUCCGCCAAACCUGACCUUCCUGCAAAAAGUCCGACCCCCUCCGCCAUACCUGACCUUGCUCCAAAUGGAACGAAGAAAAGUGGAACAAAGAAAAGUGCGUUUCUCGUCAAAGGGAUAUCAGUUGCACACUGUAGAUGUUUAUUCCUGACAAGCAGGGUAUUUUUUUUCUCACUUUUGCCCUUGAGUUUUGGCAAUGUAGUGGGCGGGGCUGCCGGGGCAGGCGUUGGGGCACUACUCUUGUGUCUUUUCUCAUGGAGUUUGUACAAAUACAUCAAGAAGAGAAAAGAAACGAAGCUUAAAGAGAAGUACUCCAAAUGCAAUGGUGGUCUUUUGUUGGAAAGAGAGCUUUCGACACCAGAAGGCAAUGUUGAGAAAAGCAAAUUGUUCAACUUCAAGGAUUUAGAGAAGGCCACUGAUAAUUUCGAUAACAGUAGGAUACUUGGGCAAGGUGGACAGGGUACUGUUUACAAAGGAAUAUUAAUAGAUGGAAAAAUAGUUGCAAUUAAAAAAUCAAUGGCCAUAGACAAGAGAAAAAUUGAACAGUUCAUAAAUGAAGUCCUCAUUCUCUCACAAAUCAACCACAGAAAUGUGGUUAAGUUAUUGGGGUGUUGCUUGGAAACAGAAGUUCCGCUUUUGGUAUAUGAGUUUAUACCAAAUGGGACUCUAUACCAAUAUUUACAUGACCCAAAUGCAGAGUCGCCUAUAUCAUGGGACACACGCCUACGAAUUGCAACUGAAAUCGCAGGAGCCUUAUUCUACUUGCAUUCAGCAGCCUCUAUUCCCAUUUAUCAUCGAGACAUCAAGUCCACCAAUAUCCUCUUGGAUGAGAAGUAUCAGGCAAAAGUGGCAGAUUUUGGUACUUCCAAGUCUAUUUCCCUCGAUCAAACUCAUGUAACCACAUUAGUGCAGGGAACUUUCGGCUACCUAGAUCCUGAGUAUUUCCGAUCAAGCCAAUUUACAGACAAAAGCGAUGUGUACAGCUUCGGAGUCGUCCUUGUUGAACUCUUAACAGGACAAAAGCCAAUCUCAUCCCAGAGGGAAGAAGAAGGAAGAAGUCUUGCGAUGUAUUUCAUAAUUUCGGUGGAAGAGAAUCGCUUGUUUGACAUCGUCCAUGCUCAUGUGUUGAAAGAAGGUAAGAUGGGAGAGAUUGCGUCGGUUGCUAACCUUGCAAAGAGGUGCUUAGACUUGAACGGGAGGAACCGGCCUACAAUGAAAGAAGUGGCAAUGGAGUUGGAGGGAAUAAGGAAGACUCAAUAUCCUUCCGACAUUCAGCAAAAUCAAGAGAACUGUGAGACAACCGAAUCUCCUGAUGCUGUCUUUACGUCUAGCAACUCAAGCAAUGACACGAAUGUCUCUACAUUUUCGGGUGUGCAGACACUCUUACCUAGUGAGACCUAGUGAAGAUUUGUCUCGCCUCUUGCUCUUAUGGAGCCAUAUUGCUCUGUUUGUCCUAUAAAGCGGCCUUCAUAGGAAAAAGCAGAAAAGAAAGUGGGGAUGAAGACUUGUUCAUUCACCAACAGGAGGACUUUGGUCAGUUAUUUGUGGGUAACGUACUUUUUCUCGG
Molecule: messenger RNA, 1903 nt
Organism: Eucalyptus grandis
Lineage: Eukaryota; Viridiplantae; Streptophyta; Magnoliopsida; Myrtales; Myrtaceae
Product: wall-associated receptor kinase-like 1
Exons: 4
Coding region: 1-1737 (578 amino acids)
Biological process (GO): cell surface receptor signaling pathway; protein phosphorylation
Cellular component (GO): plasma membrane
Molecular function (GO): protein serine/threonine kinase activity; ATP binding
Source: RefSeq, a predicted model, not a curated record